Molecule: messenger RNA, 2130 nt
Organism: Momordica charantia (bitter melon)
Lineage: Eukaryota; Viridiplantae; Streptophyta; Magnoliopsida; Cucurbitales; Cucurbitaceae
Source: RefSeq, a predicted model, not a curated record
CCUGGUUGUUCAAGUGAGCUCUCUAGAGUUGAGACAACAGAUGCACAACUUAUUCAAAUUAAGAUAACUACUGCAGGCCUGUGGUCACAAAAUGACUCUGAACUUAAUAUUGAAGAUGCCCCUGGAGGAUUAACUGUAAGAGAGAGUUUGGAAGUUGCAAAUGACGGAGAUGAAUUGACAUUUUUGGCUGCAAAAUUUUGGUUAAACUGGUUUGGUUCAGGUGCUAGAAGGGGUAAGUUGGCACCAAAGCUCUGGAAAUCAGAUACAGAAAUUAUAGAACAUCAAGGAGAGAGUACUGGCGUGGAUCAAUGCUCAAAAUCUGCAGUCGAUGACACAGUCAUCAAACUUGACAAAGAGGAGCUCCCCAUUAGUUUCUUGGUAUCAGUCAAGGAGACUUUUAAGGCAGCAAUUGUUCACUUUGGUAGAAGGUGGAACCGACGAAUUUUAUUUAUCUAUAGACAUACAAAGCAGAUACUGACCAACUUGUGGAAGCUAUCUAAUGUUGCAGGAAUUCAUUUAGAUCUUGAUGUCUCUAAGUGGUCGCGGAUUCUUCAUUUGGACAGGCUUCAGUCGGCUGCAGUGCAAUGGCUCGUGAGAAGAAGUAAAAGUUUUGAACCAACAUACUUGUAUACUAGAGAAAAGGGAUAUUUUUUAUUACCAGAAGGAGCUAAGUCUAGGCAUAAUAUCCAAACAGUUAAUGUAAGCAUACCAGCCCAACAUUCAUGCUUUGGAAACAGAUGGCAGCAACUCCUCAUAAACAGAUUUGUUGGGUAUGAUACCAUCUUGAUGAAUAGUUUACUGACGUUUCCUGGUCAAGGCUAUCUUUACAAUUACCAAACGAAGGAGUUUUACAAUCUUAGUUAUGCAUUUGAGCCGCCAGAUGGCCCUGCAAGAUUUGGAGACUACUUCGUAACCAAGUGUGGUGUGCUCAUGAUGUCACUCUUUGUUUUCUUCACUACCACUAUGUCGGUGUCAUUUACAUUGAGGGAGACGCAGGCUCGCAUGUUGAAGUUUACAGUGCAGCUUCAACACCAUGCUCGGCAUCAACUUCCAACGUUUCAGUUGAUCUUUGUGCACGUAAUUGAGUCACUUGUCUUUGUUCCAAUUAUGAUCGGUAUACUAUUUUUCCUGUUUGAGUUUUAUGAUGAUCAGCUCUUGGCAUUCAUGGUCUUGAUCCUGGUGUGGUUAAGUGAAUUAUUUACACUCAUAAGUGUGCGGACUCCAAUAUCGAUGAAGUUUUUUCCCCGCUUUUUUCUGCUCUAUUUUCUAGUUUUUCAUAUUUAUUUCUUCUCCUAUGCUUAUGGUUUUUCAUAUUUGGCUCUUUCUACAACUGCCGCCUUUAUGCAGCAUCUGAUUCUAUAUUUUUGGAACCGCUUUGAGGUACCGGCUUUGCAGAGGUUCAUGCAAAACAGACGAUCUCAACUACAUCAACAUCCUGACUUCCAUAUUACCUCUUCUACCAUUCUUGCUUCCACAUUGCAUAUUACAAGGUUAAACACAAGGAAUCCCGGUGCACUAAAUACAGAUCCAAACUCUGGGACUGAUUCGAGAUCUGCACCCGAAACUAUGCCCCCUGGACCUGGAGAUAUGACCGGAGAAGUUCCCCAUCUUCAAGAGCAAAUAGAAAAUGAUGGUCUUGACACAGCACGCGACACAAUUCAAAUUCCGGGACAAGAACUUGGGCAACCGAGGACUGCAAAUUCUUUUAGUUCUCUGCUGUUUUCGAUCUUGGGAGGGCGAGGGGCUACUUCUGAAGGUAUUAACUCACUACGUUCGAUGUUCCGAGAUGGAAGGACGCAUGGACAAGGUUAUACACAAUCACCUACUGAGGAAAACAAUGAGAAUCAGAACGUUCAAUAGUGCUGGAUUGUCAUGGUUGAAAAUUAAUCCAUAGGUGUUGAUAUUUUCCUAGUAGUGUAUGUAAGUUGAACAUUGAUUCGGGGCGGGGUCGUUGGCGGUGGCGGGUAAGCAAAGGAGGAGAAAAGAAAAGAAAGGGUAGUAGGUAGAAUGAUAUUUUAUCUAAUUGGCUGUGUUACAUGACUGGCCUUAACUCCUAUUAUUGAUUAUAACAAUGAAAAAAAGUAUACUUAAUGGCAUUAUGAUGGGAGGGGAUCCUAUUUCUUGUGUGUA